AUGAGCUUUGGACCUUCGCAUUAUGAGGUUUUGGAUCUAGAGGCAGAUUGUGAUUCGCAAGAAAUAAAAACAGCCUAUAGAAAGAAGAUCUUGGGUGCACACCCAGAUAAAAAACGUUGUGGUUCCGGACCGGCCAUUUAUUCUAUUGAAAAAAUCCAAGAAGCGUACCGCGUUUUGUUAGACGACGAGAACCGGAUGCGUUACGACGCCCUGCUCGCAGAGUCUUAUAAGAAAACCGGGUUUCACAACGCUGGCGAUGGACUUGAUUCCUUUUCGUUGGAUGAAUUUCGAUUCGAUUCGCAGAAGGAGCUGUUUUAUAUGGACUGUCCACGAUGCAGCAUUGAGGAGGGAUUCGAGUUUAGCGAAGACACUCUUGAGGCUAACGGAGCAGAACUACCCCAAGGUGGUUUCUACAUAGUGGUACAGUGCAGUGCAUGCAGUCUAUGGAUCACGGUUACAUUUGACGUGGCCGAAGACUGA
Lachancea dasiensis is the source of this 480-nucleotide messenger RNA. Lineage: Eukaryota; Fungi; Ascomycota; Saccharomycetes; Saccharomycetales; Saccharomycetaceae. The record is from the annotation of a GenBank genome assembly.